Molecule: messenger RNA, 1739 nt
Organism: Malaya genurostris
Lineage: Eukaryota; Metazoa; Arthropoda; Insecta; Diptera; Culicidae
Gene: ppan
Product: protein Peter pan
Exons: 3
Coding region: 166-1653 (495 amino acids)
Biological process (GO): rRNA processing; ribosomal large subunit assembly
Cellular component (GO): preribosome, large subunit precursor
Molecular function (GO): rRNA binding
Source: RefSeq, a predicted model, not a curated record
CUAAAAACUAGUGAAACUUCAAAAUAUGAUAAGAGAACGUGCUCCGUGUGUGUUUUAUUUUCAACGAAACGUGUACUAGAUUAUUUUCUUGUAUAACUUGCACAUUGCAUUGGAAUUUCAAUAAAGUAUAUUAUCAACCAUUCAGAAGCUUCACGCAGACUCAAAAUGAGAAAAAAAGGACGCCGUAACCAAAAAAACAAUCGUGUGAAACUCGACGCGCCGUUAACUGAGGAACCAACGGCGCUGAAAAGUGCACCGCAUACGUUUGUUAUUUGUCGGGGAGAAAAAUGCUCUUCGGUUGUGGCAUUAUCCAGAGACCUCCGUAAAGUUAUGGAACCGUUCACGGCUAGCUCACUACGAGAGCGUCGUGUCAACAAGAUCAAGGACUUCGUGCAUCUUUCGGCAUUUUUUCAUGUAUCCCACAUGUGCAUGUUUUCCCUAUCACCACAGACUCUUUCACUGAAGAUUAUUCGUAUGCCAAGGGGACCGACGCUGACUUUCCGGGUUACACAAUACACUUUGGCUAAAGACGUAAUUAGCCUUUCAAAAAAACAGUUUGUUGACGAAGAAAGUUUCCAGACAGCACCGCUUGUAAUACUUAACAGUUUCAGCGGAGAAGGAAGACAUCUUAAACUGAUGGCAAUAACCUUCCAAAACAUGUUCCCCCCUAUUAACCUUUCAACCGUUAAACUGUCAUCUCUGAAGCGUUGCGUUCUUUUGUCCUAUAAUCCUGUGUCUAAGUUAAUCGACUUCCGCCACUACUCCAUCACUGUCGUGCCAGUCAAUCUAAACAAAGGAGUGAAAAAGGUAGUAACGAGAAAUAUUCCGAAUAUGUCAAAAUUCGAAGAUAUUGCUGAUUUUGUCGAAAAAGGAUACUUACUCUCGGAUUCGGAGUUCGAUGAUGAAGAAACGCAUGUCGUGUUGCCCCAAAAUUUACGCCGUGGUAACUUAAUGGAUAAUAAAUCUUCACUUAGGCUACAUGAGAUUGGUCCCCGCAUAACUAUGCGAUUAAUGAAAAUCGAAGAAGACUUAUUGACAGGCGAAGUUUUAUAUCACGAUUAUAUAGAGAAGAAUGCAGUGGAGAUAGAAGAGUUACGUAAAAAGCGGGCAGCCAAGCAGCGACUCAAAGAGCAACGAAGGAAGCGACAGGAGCGAAAUCAGAAAAAGAAGGAAGUUGAAAAGGCCGAGCACAAAGCGAAGACCUCCGGUGGGAAGCUCGCCGAUGUUGAUAGACAGUUACUUAAAGAUGCUGAAGAAGCUGUCAAGGAUGACUCCGAUGAAGAUGAUAGUAAAUACUAUCACGAAGCGAUUGGGGAAGCUCCAGAAAAGGAACUUUUCGAGGGACAGAGUGGUAACCGAAAGCGACCGUUUAUUCCAAAAGGAGCGAACUAUUCACUAAAACCGAAAAAAACACGAUUGAACAAAGAAAAAGAGCAUAAAAACGAGGAAAGGAACGAGCGUGCUCACGGUAAAACUAAGAAUGACAGUGGGAGCGGUAAUAAAGAUAAGAAGGGUAAAUUUAAAAAAGGUGGAAAAUUUGCUGGAAAAAGAUUUGGAGAUGAUUAUAAAGGAAAGGCAAACUACAGUGGAAGCAAAGGGAAGAGAAACAACAGUCAUGGUAAAUCGAAUUUCAAGAAAGGCAAGAAAAAAUGACCAACGUUAGAUGUUUAAGAAAUUUAUCUUGAACCAUUAUUGAUUAAAACUAUAUCAAUACGAAUAAAAUUGUUCACGGUUCACGA